Penicillium antarcticum is the source of this 6171-nucleotide messenger RNA. Its product is annotated as AP-1 complex accessory protein LAA1. The record is from RefSeq and is a predicted model, not a curated record. Gene Ontology annotation, cellular component: Golgi apparatus; membrane; endocytic vesicle. The coding region runs from base 1 to 6171 and encodes 2056 amino acids. The transcript has 2 exons. NCBI's taxonomy places the organism in Eukaryota, Fungi, Ascomycota, Eurotiomycetes, Eurotiales, Aspergillaceae. Gene Ontology annotation, biological process: retrograde transport, endosome to Golgi; intracellular protein localization; endocytosis.
AUGUCUGCCUCCGAAAAUACCCCCGCGCAACCGCCACAAAGUGCUGUUCCGGAGCUCGACGUCCCCAAGCUCCAUGCGCUCCCCUCCGAACAACAGGACCUCUACAUGCUCACGUUCACCUCCGAUCUAGUACAAUAUAUCUCUGGAUUGGAACCAGCCGAAGUCUCCUCCCAACAGAAAGAUCUCAAGAAGGAAUUGUUCAAGAUAUUAGCCCUGCCCUCACCGACCAUCACGCGAGUCCUCCGCAACAAUAUUGGACGAUGUUUCGGCGCAAUACUCGGUAAAGGGGAUCGCGGGAUCCUCUUCGAAACAAUCACAGACUUGCUAGGAAUCCUCAAUGCCAGCAAGAGUGAAGCGGAAUUAAAGACCAAGUUCGCUGCGGCGCAUUGCCUGGGAGAGGUCUUUGCGACAGUUGGCGAAAGUGCGUUCAUGCAGUCGAAUGUUGCGACUUCGACCAUGAUCAAGCUCCUCAAAUCUGCGAGCAACCAUACUGGCUUACGUGGUGUUGCCUUUGCCGUGCUGCGCAAGAUUAUUGUUGGGAUUGGUGUCCCACUCGAUGAAGUCACCGCACGCGACAUUUGGAAACAGGCUCGAAAUGCUGCGACGAGCGACAAGUCUACCUUUGUUCAAGUGCAUGCAUGCCGUUGCUUGGAGCAGUUGAUUGCUAUGGAACCCUUUUUUGAUAAUACAACCGACUUUGAGAAUCUCAAAACACUUGUAUGGAAGGUUAUUGACAGUCCUGCGGCGCCAGUGCGGCAUGCUGUGGCUGCAGUCCUUGGUCGAGCACUGAUCAAACUGCAUGCGACAGAUGCACAUAUUACAGCUGCGCCGAAGCCGAAAUCGAAGAAGACGAAGCGUAUGUCCAAGAAACCUACUUCGGGACUGGGGGACGAGGAAGAGGCAGAAAUGUCAGAGUCGCCAGCUCCGAAAAAGGCCGAUUCCCGUCUCUAUUUCCUUCUCCCUGACCUCCUAAGACAACUUUCAACCCAAUACUUGAAGAGCACCACUUCGAAUCGCACACGUGCUGGUAUCUGUAUAUGCUACAAAUAUGUUCUGCGCAAUUUGGGUGACAAGAUCGUUGAAGAACGCUAUGGACAAAUUGCAACUAAUCUGCUUGUCGAGUUGUUGAACCAUCCGACGGUCUCAUACAACCGAUUCCGUCUACUCAUGACCAGAAAGUUCAUCAAGAGCAUCUUGGAGGAUACCAUUGGACGUGAAUUGUUGCGGGAAAACAGUCAACUCAGUGCGGCCAAAUGGCUGAUCAACGAGAUUCUGAAAGACUACCCUCAGGUAAUCCAGGAACGCCGCGAGCCAAGCAAGUACACCUUGACUAGCACAGUCAGCGCUUUGUCCUCCCUGAUUCAAUCACUUGGCUCCGCUUUCACUGCUCUUGCGGAUAGCUGUCGUGAUGCUCUACUUCAAGUCCUUCCUCAUCCUAGCUACACCGUCCAAGUUCACACUGCGCACUGUAUGCGCAAUUUUGUUCUUGCAUCUCCUCAUCAACUGCUGUCAUGUGUUACGAUCUGCAUGAACAGUCUGAACCGAGAGAUUGGACAGCUGGGUACUCCUCGCCAGUCACCUCGACGAUGUGUUGGAUAUGCGAAUGGAUUGUCUGCAAUGCUCAGCACUUCCCGUCUGCAACCACUCUACGGUGCAGUAGAUGUGUUCGCGCGCGUUUUCACGCAGGCCACCGAUCUUCUCAAGACCAGCAGCACUUCCGAGCUUCGUGUUGCCAGCAUUCAGAUUCAGGUGGCAUGGAUUCUAAUUGGAGGUUUGAUGCCUCUUGGACCCAGCUUUGUUAAGAUCCACCUUUCUCAAUUGAUGCUUCUCUGGAAGAAUGCACUGCCAAAGCAUCUUAGCAAGGCGAAUGCUGCUCAACCGGGUAAUCUCGAGAUUAGUUUCUUGGCUCAUGUGCGAGAGUGUGCUUUGAGUUCCCUGCUAGUAUUCAUGGAAUUCAACAGCAAACUGAUCACCGCAGACGGCGCGAAGAGAAUUGCUGCAAUGCUCCAAAAUACCGUUGAAUUCUUGGAUGACCUGCCGAAGCCUAAGUCUAUGGAAGAUAUCUCGCAGCGACUGUAUCCUUCCCUGCAAUUGCAGGAUUAUAUGACUAUGGUGCGCCGACGUGUCUUGCAGUGCUUCUCAAAGCUCGUACAUGUACACCCACCCAGUCAUGGAGACAUCAUCUCGCAGUCUAGCCUUCUCAGUUUGGCCAUUUCGUCUUUUGCAGACCCAGAUGCUCAAUACAAACAGCUGGAAAGUUCAAUUUCUGGCUCCGCUGGACAAUUCGAUGGGCUGUGGGAUCUAUGCGACAACUACGGCUUUGGCGUGACGGGACUAUCCCGAGAAUAUAUUCGCCUCACAUUGUCUGGAACACAGAAAGAUGAGAAAGGCCCUGCUUGGUCUGCACUUGACUCCGUGGAUCAAGCAGUUGAUGAUGCUUUGACUUUCCCUAUCUGCGAAGCUAGCGAACAUGACGCAGUUCUCCUUUAUAGCUUGCGGGAUGGAGAUACCCUCGCUGUUGAUCCGCCAACCACUGGUGUUGUCAACUCAGCAAUUGAGUUAUUCUCCGUAGCUCUGGCUCUUCAUUCUUCCAAGAUUCAAGAGAGCAGCGUGGAACAAAUUGCCACAUUCCUCACCUCUCCAGGCUUGCAGAGGAACCCAGGCCGGAAGGCAGCAUUGGUCAUCAAUAUCUCUGUUGCACUCCUCCAUGCUUUGAAGGUUGCCGUUAAAGAAACAGACUUUGUGGCUGGCAAGCUGAACUCAUCCACCGAUAAAAUCUUGCAAGAGCUUCUUCAGAAAUUCGUCACGGAUACCGAUCCAAUCGUCCGUACUAUUGGCGUUGAAGCAUUGGGACGUCUUUGCGACAGCGCUGGAAACACUUGCACGAAUACACAGGUCAACUGGUUGGUUGAUACCAUUGUCGAGAACAGGGAACCCAAUGCUCGAGCUGGAUGUGCCGCUGCUUUAGGAUGUAUUCAUGCGCAGAUCGGUGGAAUGGCAGCUGGUCUGCAUCUUAAAACCAUUGUCGGUGUCUUAAUGUCCUUGUGCAAUGAUCCUCAUCCCGUUGUCCACUUCUGGGCUCUUGGUGGUUUGGAAAGAGUUGCCAACUCUGCUGGACUGACAUUCUCACCCUUUGUCUCUGGCUCCUUGGGUAUGCUUGCACAGCUGUACAAUGCGGAUACCCACAACGAGGAGGCCGCUGCAUUGGCCACCUCUAACAUCGAGAUGUCAUUCUUGACGCCUGUCGUGAUUAGUCGAUGUGUGGACUCUCUCAUCAACGUCCUUGGUCCCGACCUGCAGGACAUUGCCAAAACUCGAAAUCUUAUCCUGACCUUGCUUCGUCAGUUCCAACUGGAGGAGAAUCCUGCACUGGUUACUGAAAGUUCCAGGUGCUUGGAUCACUUGUCACUCUAUGCCUCGAGCUAUGUCGACUUUGCAGGAUACGUGAAGCGCCUCCAGAGCGAGCUCCGGGCAAAUAACUUCCUCAUGCGGGAUGUGGCCGUCCGCGGACUGAACAACCUGAUGAAGCGAGGCGCUGCCUCUGUGGUACAGACAGCAGGACAGUCUUUGGAAGAUGACAUCUGGCUUGCAUAUGAAGAUGCGCCAAACAAUGCGUCACUCAAGUCGAUGAUUCAGGAUUGGUUGCAACAAACUGCUCUAACCGAAACCGAGGCGUGGAUCCAGCGCUGUCAGAACAUUAUGACCAAGACACGUCAUAAGGUUGAACCACCACCUACCACAGCCGUUCAGGCUGCAGCGGAUAUCCCAGAUGACGAGGUCGCCGGGUUCGCAUCCGCCGUUGCUGGGGAAGGACAAGGUGACAUCGCGAAUGAAAGUGUCUCUGGCCAAGAGUUGCUUAAGUGGCAGACACGCAACUUCGCCAUGAGCUGCCUUUCUGAGCUUUUGGCUACUGUCCAAGAAGCCAUCCUCCCAGACUCUGCCAUCCCGGCGGAACUGGCUCUUCAGAAGAACGUCGGAGACAUCGUUCGAAUGGCGUUUUCGGCAUCAACCGCGAAUGUCAUCGAGCUGCGUGUCUGGGGUCUGAAGAUCAUUGACCAGGUUCUCACUAUGUUUGGCAAGACCCCUGAUCCUGAUUUUGCUGAAGCCUCGCUGCUGGAACAGUAUCAGGCGCAGAUCGGAUCUGCACUUACUCCCGCUUUUGCAACCGAUUCAUCCGCAGAGCUAGCCUCAGAGGCGAUCAAUGUCUCUGCUACCUUCAUCGCCACCGGAAUCGUCACGAAUGUCGACCGCAUGGGCAGAAUUCUGAAACUGCUAGUAUUGGGCCUGGAGAACUUCGCAAAAAACCCAGGGACUACUGAAAUCGGAGAUCUCAAGGGCCUGAACUCCAAUGCUCGGGUGAUGGUGAAACUUGCCUUGUUCUCUGCUUGGGCUCGGCUGCAGAUUGCCAGUAUCGAGCAUGAGUAUCUGAACUCGGUCGUUCAGCCUUAUCUUGCUAGGCUUACACCUCUAUGGCUGUCUUCUCUGCAGGAAUAUGCUCGGUUGCGCUUUGAGCCCGAUAUUUCCGGCAGUCUGGGCACGAGCACUAGUGGCGAUUUGGAUGAGGUAUACGCUGCUUUGAACCGUGAGACUUUGUUGAAUUUCUACCAAGACACGUGGUUGUAUUUAGUUGAUGCAAUCGCUGGACUUGUCGAGAAGGAUAUUGACUUCGUCUUUGAUGCCUUGGAUGGCAAAUUACAGCAGCCCGAUGAACCAGAAGAGCCCAGUGGCCAAGAUGGCGAGGAAAAGGAAGACAAGGUCGCAAAGAAGGAAGAAGGCAAAGGACACGAUAUUAAUUACCGCGAAGAGCCAGUUGCCUUCUUCUUUGUCUUGUUCGGUUUGGCCUUUGAAUCUCUAGUUGACCAAGGAACUUCGGCUUCCCAGCGCCUGGAGAUUCUCCAAGCUUUGAAGAGAAUCUUGAGACCAAUCAUCUCUGGAAAUGCUAUUUACCAAGAUGCAAUCUUCACGGAAACGAUGGACACCUUCGACCGCCUGGUCUUGACAGAGACGACUCCUAUCCAGACUGUCAUUGUCGAGAUCGCACAGAACCUGUCAUUGGAUCAUCCUGCUGCAAAGGGUGACCAGGAACGCAGCGAUCAUCUCUCUGAUGAUAUCGAGCAACUCUUCGAGUUAACGAGAAGUAUUAUCUUGGUCCUCGCUGGAAUGCUCCCUAAUCUUCGCGAAUCAACCCCUCUUGCACGAUUCAACGUCACUUCAGAUGAGUCUUUGACUCUGAUUCGUCUGGCGCUGCGUUCUCUCGUCGAUGUUGCAUCGGUAUUUCCGUCCAUAAUUCGAAAUGAUCUCCAUGCUUGCAUUCUGCACAUCUUCACUACAAUCCUGGCCACUGGAAUUUGCCAACAAGGUGUUGUUCCCCAAGCUCUCCCGAUUUUCCGGCAGUUCAUCCACGCCAUCACAACUACAACAGAAUCACCCGAAGACCUUGAAGUCGUGUCAUUCCAACUCCGCGGAUGCCUCACGCGCUUCUUGACGAUUCUCACGAUUGCCCAGCGACGAGAAUCGGACAUCUCCAUUCCCUGUGCCAAGAACACCCUCCUCGCCAUAACCUUCCUCCUCACUGCUGGCGGGCACGUCAUCCCGCCUCAGGACCCCGUCCUUAUCCGAGUUCUGCAUGAGUUCCUCGACUGUCUCCAGGAUGUUGGACUCGCCAAUGUAGCAGCCAGCUGCAUCCGCUCAAUACUCGUCAAGCCAGGUUCUCGCUCCAUCACGGACGAUGUGAUCAGCCGAUAUCUCACCCCGCGGUUGAUCGCUUUCCUCGUUGCCUGUCCACUAGACAAUGGAGAUAUCCCGAACGACCCGGAAAAUUCACGCGCGGUGAUUGCCCGCACAUUGGUCUCGUGCAUUUCCAACGCCACCUUCUCUGCGUCGGAACUCCCAACUGCAAUCUCGCUUGUCAUGUCGGCCUUACUGGCCCGUGCGAAACGCGAAGGCGAGUCCGUGCACAAGGAAUCUGCUGGCCAUCUCCUCGAACUUGCAAAGGCAGAUCAACUCGCCUUCCGAGCAAUGGUUGCUUCCAUGAAUGCAGACCAGAAAGGACUUCUGGAAGAAGUCCUCCGUAGUGUCGGUGUUGGAGCUGUUGCUUCAAAGUCUGGUGUGGAAGCAGAAGAUAUUGCCCCGCAGGCAGCGCCUAGUAUCGCAUUGCGCAUGGAUUUCUAG